Messenger RNA from Knipowitschia caucasica, 216 nucleotides. Lineage: Eukaryota; Metazoa; Chordata; Actinopteri; Gobiiformes; Gobiidae. The record is from the annotation of a GenBank genome assembly.
AUGAUGUGUUAUGCGAGCUCCAGGGGGCGCUGUGGGGGGGAGUGGGAGAUGGAAGAGGAGAUGGAGGUGUGUGUCAUGCGAAUAAGACGGGGCCUGGUGCCCUGGAUGGAGCUCACAGAGAGAGAGGGGCAGCGGACAGACGGCUCCCCCACAGACCGGAGCCCGAACUGGGUCAAGGUGACGGGCCGCGGAGCUCACCAUCUGGAGCUCAUCUGA